Molecule: messenger RNA, 1150 nt
Organism: Momordica charantia (bitter melon)
Lineage: Eukaryota; Viridiplantae; Streptophyta; Magnoliopsida; Cucurbitales; Cucurbitaceae
Gene: CPN20
Product: chaperonin 20
Biological process (GO): positive regulation of superoxide dismutase activity
Cellular component (GO): chloroplast; mitochondrion
Molecular function (GO): protein folding chaperone; transition metal ion binding; protein-folding chaperone binding
Source: RefSeq, a predicted model, not a curated record
AAACCCAUUUCCACUGCUGGAGCUGCCUUCAAGUUGCUAGGGUUUAUCUUCUUCGUUCUUCCAUAAUCUUCUAUACCGUUGGAGCCGCUUCUUCGAAACCCAAUCUUUAUCCUUACACAAGGACGUGAAAUGGCGGCAGCUCAGCUCACCGGGUCUUUAAUUUCCGCGAGAAACUUGCCAUCUUUCAAUGGGCUUCGACCUUCUGCGGUGAAAUUCUCUCCUUCUGUUGGGCACUUGAGAGUGGGGUGUCUGGCCAACAGAUCUUACACUGGCUUGGUUGUCAGAGCUGCUACUGUGGUUGCUCCAAAGUACACUUCAAUCAAGCCAUUGGGCGAUAGAGUGUUGGUGAAGAUAAAGGAAGCUGAAGAGAAGACUGAUGGAGGCAUUCUACUUCCAACGACAGCCCAGACAAAACCCCAAGGAGGAGAGGUUGUUGCAGUUGGAGAAGGCAAGUCGAUUGGAAAUAUCAAAGUGGAAGCUAGUGUAAAGACUGGUGCUCAAGUAGUGUACUCCAAGUACGCUGGCACUGAGUUGGAGUUCAAUGGUUCGAAGCAUCUUAUUUUGAAGGAAGAUGACAUAGUUGGUAUUCUAGAAACAGAUGACGCAAAAGAUCUUCAGCCCCUCAACGACAGGGUCUUGAUCAAGGUGGCUGUGGCUGAGGAAAAAACAGCAGGAGGUUUGUUGCUGACUGAGGCGACAAAAGAGAAACCUUCAAUCGGAACGGUGGUAGCAGUUGGCCCCGGUCAUCUGGAUGAGGAAGGCAAGAGGAAACCACUAUCCGUUGCAGCGGGAAAUAACGUGAUGUACUCAAAGUACGCCGGGAACGAGUUCAAGAGCAAAGAUGGGUCUGAUUACAUUGCAUUGAGGGCUUCGGACGUCAUCGCGGUGCUGUCUUAGUUGUAAACUUAUAUUUAGACUGAUUGGUUUAUGUAAAACAAAACCCGUGUCUUUAGUGGUGCUUCUUUGCUUAAAAAGGGGCAAUUGAGAUGGAUUUUGACAGCCGUAGAGGGAGAGGGACUGAGAAAUGCAACUGAGAUGGAAAUUUGGGUAAUAACAGGGAAUUUGUUUGUUAGAUCAGUAAACUGUGACCAGCUUUUGGAAUGUUGUGAUGUGACAUGAAAUUAUGAAACUUUGAAUCUUCCAUUGGUAA